Messenger RNA from Dermacentor albipictus, 776 nucleotides. RefSeq lists its product as uncharacterized. NCBI's taxonomy places the organism in Eukaryota, Metazoa, Arthropoda, Arachnida, Ixodida, Ixodidae. The record is from RefSeq and is a predicted model, not a curated record.
UGUUACGCCGCAGUCUACGGUGUUGACGAAGUCGUGGUGAAACUUGGCCCAUAUUUGGGUCAUUUGGUGAUGCGUAUCAGGUGACCGCGUUAUUUAAUAGGGAUCUAUGACAACGCUUUCAAUCUGUUGAGGAGAUCAGGGGGUAAGGCGAAACACUUGCUCUAGCCCUGCGCCAUCGGGUGCUAUCACCCCGACAUGUGGCAUCCAUAUUCUGUUGGCGUGCUACGAAUCUGCGGUAUUCUAACCUGGAUUGUGUCAUUUGCACCAGUCCUGUGGCUUCCACGCAGUAGCGGAUACGGAAUAACUCGUUUUCGGGUAACAAUAGCCCGUAAUGUCAAUGUCGCUAGAGGCUAUUGCCACUACAAGGAUCGUCUUUUUAAUAGUACGUUAUAUUCCAAUGACCUGUGUGCGCGCCUGGUAUGUUUGGCCAAAGAAAAGACCGUCAGAAUGACCUGGUGCGAACCUCCGGGACCUGGUUGUCAUUGGAGCCACCGCAAUGAAUCAUUCCCUGACUGCUGUCGAACGGAAUGCCCACCACCAACGAGCACCUGUCGUUAUAAAGAUCGCUUGCUGCAGAGCGGAGAUUUUCUGUCCAUUUCGAAUCCAUGCGUUACCUUAAAAUGCAAUGCGGGAAAUCUCACUGUAAAUCCGUGUAGACCUGAGUAAAACAGUGGACAUGAAUCCUCAAGUAGAGCACACAAGUACAGAACAAUCUGUACUUGUGUGCUGCCCAAAAAAUGAAACGACCCAGACGUAAAAAACAAAAACAAAAAUAA